This is a messenger RNA of Linderina pennispora, 1947 nucleotides long. RefSeq lists its product as uncharacterized. The transcript is spliced from 7 exons. The record is from RefSeq and is a predicted model, not a curated record. Gene Ontology annotation, cellular component: cytosol; cytoplasm. Gene Ontology annotation, molecular function: molybdopterin molybdotransferase activity. The coding region runs from base 39 to 1835 and encodes 598 amino acids. Gene Ontology annotation, biological process: Mo-molybdopterin cofactor biosynthetic process; molybdenum incorporation into molybdenum-molybdopterin complex. Lineage: Eukaryota; Fungi; Kickxellomycota; Kickxellomycetes; Kickxellales; Kickxellaceae.
CCCGAUUUAUUUUCGUUUAUCAACUUCUGCACUUGGCAAUGGCUGCAAUUCCGUUUGGCAUUCUCACUGUAAGCGACUCGUGCGCUCAGGGCCUGGCGACCGAUACCAGCGGGCCAGCGCUAGCAGCGCUGCUGGAGGCACACAACGGGCUUUAUACCAAAGCGCACGCGCACGCCGAGUGCCGGCUGGUAGUGAUCACAGGCGGCACAGGCAUGGCGGCGACUGACGUGACGAUCAAGGCGGUGCAGCCGCUGUUUGACAAGGAGCUGCCGGCGAUGGCCAUGGCCAUGGCGCUGAGCCAGGUUGCUGCCGGAAUCAUCAAGGAGACGCUGAUCCUGGCGCUACCGGGGAGCAAGAAGGCGCAUGCGAUCGAAACCGCGAUGGCUAAAGCCGGCACGCGCCAUCUGCACACGGCCAAGGGCACGCCGAAGCAUCCAGGCAGCCCCCAUCAUCACGACAAGAAGCGCGAUAUUGUGACUCACGAUAAGCCAGAGAACACCACCAGGAUGGUGGCCUGUGGGUGUGGGCGGCGUGACGCUGAGGCACCAUCUGGAGUCACAAACGACCUGCAAGGCGGAGUCACGAAACGCGCAAGGCACUCGCCGUACCCAAUGAUUCCAGUAGAUGAAGCCCUGAAUCAUGUUUUGGAGCAUGUGCCACAGCCAAGGCCAGCCAGCGUCCAUCUAGCCGCGAUCCGCGAUGGUAUGACUGUUUCCAAGGAUGUGGUUGCCGCAGAAGACGUGCCUGGCUACCCAGCAUCGAUCAUGGAUGGAUAUGCGGUUGUUGCUUCCGACGGGCCUGGGGUGUACACGGUCAGAGGUGCUGCCACGGCUGGAUCGCAGCUCGGCAAGCUUAUGCCCGGAGAGAUUAUGCGUAUUGCCACUGGUGCCCCGGUCCCUGACGGUGCAGAUGCCGUGGUCAUGGUGGAGGAUACGCGGCUGCUAGAGACCACUGAUGACGGCUCAGAGGAGCUCAAGGUCGAGAUCCUCGAGUCCGGCAGAGUCCAGACCGGCCAGCAUAUCCGGCCUGUUGGAUAUGACACGCAGAAGGGCAGUGUGGUGACCAGAGCUGGCACUCGUAUUACCACAGCAGGCGGAGAGAUCGGGGCACUGGCAGCCUCGGGCAAUACUGCCUUUGAAUUUAUGUCGACGGGCGAUGAAGUUGUUGACACACUCCAGGCGAAUGCAGGAAUGCAGCUAGCGCGCGGUCAGAUCCGCGAUAGCAACCGCCCUGCGCUGUUGGCGGCGCUGCGAGCUGUGGGCCCCGAUAAGCUAGCAAAGUCUAUUAAGGCUGCGCUGGAGACGUGUGACGGGAUCAUCACCACUGGCGGUGUCAGCAUGGGAGAGCGGGACUGGCUCAAGCCUGUGGUGGAGCAGAAACUAAACGGCAAGAUCAUCUUUGGCCGCGUAAUGAUGAAGCCGUCGAAGCCGACCACCUUUGUUGCUCUGCCCGAGGGGAAGUUCAUGUUUGCGCUGCCAGGAAACCCAGCCUCGGCACUUGUCGCCUUCCAUAUGUUUGCUGCACCGGCCAUUCGCAAGCUCGCAGGCCAUGUAGUCAAUGCAUCAGUGGAUGACAAUGUGGCGCACUUUGUCGGCGAUUCCCUUGCGCUGGACCGUGGACGGCCAGAGUUUAUGCGUGGACGGCUGGUGUGGCAAAAGGGCUCCAGCAAGUGGACUGUUGAAGCGGCCGAUCGGCAUCAGCAGAGUAGUCGCAUGGCGAGCAUGCAGGGUGCUAACGCGCUGAUAGCGCUGCCCAUCGGAACUGCUGACAAGCCCACAGUCAGCAACAACGAACUGGUCGAUGUCAUCGUCAUUGGCGAUGUUUUGUUUAUCUAAUUUAGUCGCUGAGUCCUAGUUUUUGAUUUGUGGUACCACAUACUGAUUCACACGAGUCAAGUAGCGACUGACUGAACAGCAUUGCGUGAAUGUAUUGCCAAUUGAAUCCCAA